Messenger RNA from Portunus trituberculatus (swimming crab), 1545 nucleotides. RefSeq names its product vegetative cell wall protein gp1-like. The record is from RefSeq and is a predicted model, not a curated record. The transcript is spliced from 2 exons. NCBI's taxonomy places the organism in Eukaryota, Metazoa, Arthropoda, Malacostraca, Decapoda, Portunidae. The coding region runs from base 1 to 1422 and encodes 473 amino acids.
AUGGUGGUGUCCGGGAAGGCUGUGUGUGUGGCGACCUUGGUGGUGUGGUGUGCGGCGUCCCUACAGGUGCAUGGAGGAAAAAUCACAUUCCCGGGAGAGGUGGAGGUGAGGGAGGGGGCGAGGGAACUAGAGGAGGAAGCGGAGGAGAGGAGAGAAGUGGAGGAGGGACUGGAGGGAGAGGCGGCAGCAAGGGGUCUUUGGGAGAGUGAUUUGUUCUUCCUCCAGAAAUUAUCGGGGUUGUUUGGAGGAGACGAGAAGGACGUGAGGAGAAAAGGAGGGGGAUUAGGAGGAGGUGGAGGAGGAGGAGGAGGAGGAUUAGGAGGAAGGCCCCCUCGUCCCUUCCGCCGAAAGGUCCCUCCUCCCUCCCCUCACCUCCGGCCAGAGCUUCUCCCUCCGCAAAUUCAAACUAACAGGAGAAAUGGAGGAGGGAAACGACCACCAGCAUUCCGCCCUCCUCGCCCUCCUCGCCCUCCUCCUCCACCUCCUCCCCCUCCUCCACCUCCACCGCCCUCCUCCCUCCUCCCACCAAACGAAGGCGGACUCAGACCCCCUCCCCCUAACCACAUCACCCCAGGGUUCGCCGGUCCACCCCGUCCAACCCCGCCAGGAAUUCCAGGGGUCGAUUUAAAGUUCCCUGUGGCACAAACUUCCCAUCAACCCCACACCAAACCCCAGAAAAACCCUAACGUGCUGUUCUUCCCCCCGAAAAAGGACGCUUUCCCGCAACACUCCCACCUGCAGCAUGUGUCCCUGCCCGCCAUCCAGCCGCCCCCAACCUUCCCCUACAACUUCAUCAGGCCAGGCGGCGCCACACAAACCAACCACAUCAGCGCCCCGCCGCCACUGCACCAGGCGCCGCACUUCAACACACAAGGGACUCAGGUUAGCCCCCCACCCGUCCCGCUGAGGCUCCCCACUAGACCCCACCUGAAGCCAUCCAAGCCCCUGCUGCCCCUACCCCCCAGCCAAGGCGCCGGUCAGACCGCAGGACGGCCACACCAACACCUGAAGACAAGUAAACCAAAGAAACCUGGUCUGUUGGGGAGCCCUGCGUCCUUCCCCACGUCACAGCUACAGCAAGGCCCACAGAAGCGACUCCCACAGCAAGGGCAGCCACCGCAGCACAACAGGCCGCGCCCACAGCCACAGCGGGUCUUUAUACCACCUCAGAAAGUCAUCCACAAGAAAGAGGUGACGUCAGGGAAUAUUGGAAGGCCGCCGCACGUCAAUAUUCCCUUCAACCCAAGCCCGCAGGAGGGGAAGAGUGAUUCUGACGCCUUCCAGCCAGUGUUUGUGGCCUCCCCCUUCCUGGACGAUCUAGGGGAAGACGUGAUGAAGCCGAUGGUGUUGAAGGAAGGACGUGACUUCACCACAACGCCACCCACCACACCUCGCCAGCCGGUUCUCGAGGACUUCUUCUGAGUGUGUGUGUGUGUGUGUGUGUGUGUGUGUGUGUGUGUGUGUGUGUGUGUGUGUGUGUGUGUAUGUGUGUGUGUGUGUGUGUGUGUUCACCUCGGUCGCCUGCUGGUCACCCAGCCAGUCGGA